Messenger RNA from Odocoileus virginianus texanus, 2260 nucleotides. Lineage: Eukaryota; Metazoa; Chordata; Mammalia; Artiodactyla; Cervidae. The record is from RefSeq and is a predicted model, not a curated record.
CAAUAACAAUAAAAUCACUCGUUGACAAUAUGAAAGUCCUAUGAUUUUUUAAGUUAUUCUGAGUUGCGCUGCACAAAUGCAGAAAUGCAUCCAUGAGUCAUUUGCUCUUUGAUCUACUUGAACGCUUGCCCAUUCACUUAUUGUUUUUCUUUGUAUAACUUCCCCCUGGAAUUCCUGAAACUGGGAUUGUUGCUCUGAUACUGAAACCCCAGAGAUUAUAGCCGCCUAAUGUCUUGAAUCUGUCAGCUCCUUGAUUUGUGUGUGUGUUUACUGUUGUUCAAACAGCAGUACCUGGUAAGAAGUGUCAAAAUGUGACAUACCAUUUGAGGAUGGGUCUCUGAGUUACACUUAUAGUGUGUUUCCUCGAGAUCUGUUGAGUCUCACCCUGUGAGGGGCUGUGGGCAGAGCCCGAGGAGCUGGAGAACUGGAGCCGUCCCGCUCACCUGAAGCCAGGACGAAAAAAGAAAAGGCGAUGUGCAAAUGAAUGCUCCACACCCAGGAACAAAUUUAACAGGACCUCCGGGAUAUAUUGGCUGUCCUGGCCCCCAGGCUGGCUAUCCAGUGCCACCAGCGGGUUAUGCAAGUCCUGGCCUAGCUGGCUUUCCUGUCCAACACCAGCCAGUGACUAGUCACCCAGGUGAGCCCACCCAGGUAUCAUGGAUGCCAGCACCACUACCUCCAUUAAACUGCCCACCGGGGCUGGAAUAUUUAACUCAGAUAGAUCAGCUGUUGAUUCAUCAGCAAAUGGAACUGCUGGAAGUCCUCACAGGUUUUGAAACUAGAAACAAAUAUGAAAUUAAGAACAGCCUCGGACAGAGGGUCUACUUUGCGUCAGAGGAUACUGACUGCUGUACUCGAAAUUGCUGGGGGCCUUCUAGGCCUUUUACCAUGAGGAUUCUUGAUAAUAUGGGCCGAGAAGUCAUAACUCUGGAGAGACCGCUGCGGUGUACCUGCUGCUGCUGUCCCUGCUGCCUGCAGGAGAUAGAAAUCCAGGCUCCUCCUGGUGUCCCAGUAGGUUACGUUACUCAGACCUGGCACCCUUGCCUGCCAAAGUUUGCAGUUCAAAAUGAGAGGCGAGAGGAUGUGCUAAGAAUUUCUGGGCCAUGUGUUGCCUGCAGCUGUUGUGCAGAUGUUCAUUUUGAGGUUAAAUCUCUUGAUGAUAAGUAUGUGGUUGGCAAGAUUUCCAAGCACUGGACUGGCCUUGUUAGAGAGUUAUUUACAGAUGCCGAUAACUUUGGCAUCCAGUUCCCGUUAGACCUUGAUGUGAAAAUGAAGGCUGUGAUGCUUGGCGCAUGUUUCCUCAUUGACUUCAUGUUCUUUGAAAUGACUAAGUGAACAGAGAGCAGGAGUGUGAUAGUACAUUCAUGAAAGUCUCAGAAAAUCUGAAGUCCGUACCUUGAUUGGGAUUAUGUAAAAGAAAAUUGUGUGGAUUUUUUUCUUUAUGUAAAUGACUUAUUACAGCAUGUGUAAAUUAUACUAGGAUACCUGAAGCUUCAGGCAUAUGGUUUUACUUUGCAAAUUAAAGAGUUUAUUUUCUAUAUCACUUACUUAUAAAUGUUUUUGUACAUUUUCUUCUUCAUCGUGCAUUUUGGAGAAAGGCUAUAGAAAUUUUUACAUUUAAACAUAACUUCCUAUGAUGAAUCGCUUUGAACUAGAGUCCCUGCUUUGUUUUCAAUCUGUACAGAAAAAUUAAAGCCUUUUUAAAGUAAUACUAAUAUAAACAUAUAUUAUUUUAUUAAAUCUAGUUACUUCCUAUGUAACAACUGUUAUUUUGCAAAAAUGGUAUAUUCAAAAAAGUUCAAAAUUAACAUAAUUUUCAGUGUUUAUUUUUACAAUUAUGCUCAAAUAAUACUCAAUAUUCAUAUUGUCAAACGUAUUUUUUUGUUCAGAAAAUCACACUGCAUUUAACUUCUAUAAUCUGCAACUAUUAACAUUUUUAUAUUGACAAGACUAUAAGUUACCAAAUUUUGAUGAUUUUUCAUGAAUAAAAGAAUGAUUGUGUACCAAAGAAGGACACACUGAAAGAUUCACUCUAAAACUUGGAUACUAUAAUAUUUUGAAGUAAUUAUAUAUAUAUGGAAUAAUUAGCUUCUGUUCUAUAUUCUGUCAUUCAUGGAAUAUAGUAGUUUUCAGAUCACUCAAGUGUUAAUUAAAUAGAACAUAUAUAUUCUGUCCUUUUAUAUAAACAUAUAUAAACGUUUAUAAUGGUCUAUUAGAUUAUUUUUGCCAACAAUUAAAUAAUUAAAACAUUGCUGAUAUA